Prunus dulcis (almond) is the source of this 2296-nucleotide messenger RNA. RefSeq lists its product as uncharacterized. The transcript has a single exon. Gene Ontology annotation, molecular function: DNA-binding transcription factor activity. The record is from RefSeq and is a predicted model, not a curated record. Bases 30 to 1853 code for a protein of 607 amino acids. Lineage: Eukaryota; Viridiplantae; Streptophyta; Magnoliopsida; Rosales; Rosaceae.
UUUUUUUCUGAGCUCCGUUUUUUUCUCCAAUGGAUAUUGAAGACCAAGAGACUCGGUUUCGGCCACGAGCUGGCGAUCAAGAACAACAACCCAACAAGAAAGCAAACCAAGAGACAGAGAGCAACAAUGGAGGACUGUUUGCCAAGCUCAAGUUCCCAAAGCCAGAACCUUUAGACCAAGAACGCAAAUACCCUGCUCCUCCUGAAUUCACUCGAAUCUGUGAGGUCUGCAACAAGGGGUUCAGCUCAGGUAAGGCACUUGGAGGUCACAUGAGAAUGCAUGUUCAAGCAAACAGAGAACUGUUUCAGGCUCGCAAGAACAAGAUUAAAAAACCCACCAAGAUUCUGAAGCCCAACAAUUCUGAUGUUAGCAGCUCGAAUGGUGGUGGGGGUUUUGGGGUUGAAGGUAAUAGCAAUAGCAAUAGCAGCAUGAAGCCUGAUUGCUGUGUUUGCGGCAAGAACUUUCCGUCUAUGAAGUCUCUGUUUGGGCACAUGAGAUCACAUCCUGAGAGAGAAUGGAGGGGAAUUCAACCUCCUCCAACAAUAGCCAAGAACAGCUCUUCUUCUACUUUAUCAGAUGCUGUGCCUCAGAACAACAAUAAAGCUGAUGAUCAUCAGAUUGACUCUGCUGCUACUCUUGCUGGGUCCAAUAAUUCUGCUCCUGAUCUGUCCAAGACUCUGCCUGGUUGGUCUCUCACUGCUAGGAGAGGUAGGAAAAGCAUUGGCUCAUCAGGCAACUCUGAAUCUGUUUCGGGAUUGGAGUUGAGUCUCGGAGUUGAAGAGCAGAUGGAGGAAGCUGUUCAUGAUCUUUUGAUGCUAGCUCAAUCCAAUCCAUGCUUCUAUGGAUUGUCAGAUAAGGGAAAAGGAGCUGAGAUGUGUGAGGCUACUAACAGCAAUUUCUUCAUCACCAACAACAGCAACCAGGCUGAUUACAUCAAGGACAAAAACCAGGUAAUUGAUUAUGAGGGGACCUCAAAGAAGAGAAAGGGAACUGAGGUGUGCUUUCCAUCCAAGAACAUGAAAAGUGAGAAAAAAUGGUUUGAUGAAUGUGAUGGUGUGAAAGGGAAGGAUGUUUUGGGAAUUGGGUUUGGUCCAGAAAAGCCAUCAGUGAAGAAUUUCUUGAAGUUGGGACCAAUGGAGGACAACAAGAACAACAACAUUGAAGAGGAAUUAUCAGACAGUCAGAACUCUGAAAGCAUUGUGCUUGCCAGCAUGAAGAGGAGGAAGAGGAGAAAGAUGAAAUUGAUAGACUUGGAAGGAGUGGUUGGAGAGAUUAUUGGUGCUCAGGGUCAUCAUCAAAGUCUCCAUCAGAAGCUCAGAUACAAAUGCAGUCUUUGUGGCAAGUCUUUCCCAAGUCAUCAAGCAUUGGGUGGCCACAUGUCCAGCCAUAACAAGCUCAAGAACAACAACAACAACAUCAUCGUGAACCAUUCAUCUAUGGAUGAUCAAUCUGCCUCUGCUGAUGUGUCAGCUGCUGAAGGUGGGCAUAAUCUUGAUGAAGCACAAACAACCAUGGCACUUGAUCAAGAUCAUCAUGUGGCUGGUGCUGGCUCUGGCUCAGGAGCAGGAGGACUAGGAGCUCAUCAAGCUCAUCACCAAUGCAAAAUCUGCGACAAGAUUUUUCCAACAGGUCAGGCCUUAGGGGGUCACAAAAGGUGCCAUUGGACUGGGCCCACUGAGCAGCUGCUACCUCAGUCCAGUCAGGCACCUUCACCAGGUGAAGCAAGCCAAAACGCAGGUCGUAAAGUUCUCAACUUUGACCUCAAUGAGCUUCCAGCUACGGAGUUUGAAGAAGGUACAGAUCAGUAUGGGGCAGCUGGCUACGCAACUUCUUCUCACAAUUCAGUAACUUAGUCAGCUGAAGCAGUAUGGGGCAGCUGGCUACGCAACUUCUUCUCACAAUUCAGUAACUUAGUCAGCUGAAGCUGAUAUUUUUUCUUCUGAGUCUCUGAGUCUCUUUGGCGACGGUUUUAGGAUCACUCUUUUGCAGAGGUCAGUAGCAGCUCUGUUUUUGGUUUUCUGAUAGUCGAGUUAGUUUUGUCUGGUAGUCUAGUUUUUGCAGCUGUGAAAGACACUUGCAUUAGAAACCCUAUGUUGUUUCCACAUUGCUCAAGGUGUGGUCAUAGGCUCCUUGUCUUUUUAUGCUAAUUUUCUUCAUGUAAAGCAUGAAUGAUGGUGCUCAAAGGUUUUAGCUUUAGUGAAGGAGGUUUCCAAAUGGUCCUAGUGUUUUUACUUUGGGAUGGAGAUCAUGUAAAGAUUCUGCAAUUCUGCAUAUAUACAGUCUUCCUUUUUGGUCA